AUGUACAUUCCAUCGCAACACCGCUCCGUCGAUUCUUCUCCGCCACACUCGGCGUCACUUCCGGUUUCCUCCUCGGCGCUGCCACCUACCGUCGACAGCCAUGUAGCUACGGACAGAUCGGUAGCUGGCUUUGCCAAGGCAGCAGCCGAGCAAAACUGGGCAGCUGUACGAAUCCUUAGCGGGCAAUCAGCACCAAAGAUACACUCUUCCUUUGACGGCAACAGCAAAAACAAUGCAGCGUCCAAUGUGCUAUCCAAGCGGCAGAGCGCACAGACGACCAACGUCACUAUCGGUGUCGUUGUCGCCGUUCUCUUGACCCUCUUUGUUGUCUGCGUGGUGGCUUUUAUGUAUCGAUACCGCUACACCAUCCGCAUUCGUAGCCGCAAGAAGCGUCGCCACAGACGGCGUCGCCAUGCUGGUUCCAAGUCCUCCAAGUCCUCCAAGUCGGCGUCCGACAGCGCACCACCGUCACCGGCCGACGGAGCACCGGGGCCAUCCCAGCCGCCGCCUUCCGAAUGA
Molecule: messenger RNA, 519 nt
Organism: Sporothrix brasiliensis 5110
Lineage: Eukaryota; Fungi; Ascomycota; Sordariomycetes; Ophiostomatales; Ophiostomataceae
Exons: 1
Coding region: 1-519 (172 amino acids)
Source: RefSeq, a predicted model, not a curated record